GCAGUCAGUCGCCUGGCGCUCGCCGAACCAACAACAUCCUAGCCAACACAUUCCGCUCCUGUUCCUGUUCCUGCUCAAGCUCCGCUAUAUAUAUAUAUAUUUAAAUAUAUAAAGUAGCAUAGUAGUUGCAAGUUGCUAACCAGCCAAACGCAAUUGUUCCAUCUGCAGCUCACCGUUCCAGAAAUUUUGCAUUAACGAAGAUACCGAGUGCUUAGAAGGAUGGCUCAGGAAGGUCAGGAUAUACCCACAUUCAAGUGCGUGCUAGUCGGCGAUGGCGGCACCGGCAAGACCACCUUUGUCAAGCGGCACAUGACCGGUGAGUUCGAGAAGAAGUACGUGGCCACACUGGGCGUGGAGGUGCAUCCAUUGAUCUUCCAUACCAAUCGUGGCGCCAUCCGUUUCAAUGUGUGGGAUACCGCUGGCCAGGAGAAGUUCGGCGGGCUGCGCGAUGGCUACUACAUUCAGGGCCAGUGUGCCGUCAUCAUGUUCGAUGUUACCUCGCGUGUCACGUACAAGAACGUGCCCAACUGGCAUCGCGAUCUAGUCCGCGUCUGCGAGAACAUACCAAUCGUCCUCUGUGGCAACAAAGUCGAUAUCAAGGAUCGCAAGGUGAAAGCGAAGAGCAUCGUCUUCCACCGAAAGAAGAACUUGCAGUAUUACGAUAUUUCUGCCAAAUCGAACUACAACUUCGAGAAACCAUUCCUUUGGCUGGCGCGCAAGCUGGUUGGUGAUCCCAACCUGGAGUUUGUCGCCAUGCCAGCCCUGCUGCCGCCCGAGGUUAAGAUGGAUAAGGAUUGGCAGGCGCAGAUCGAGCGUGACUUGCAGGAGGCCCAGGCGACCGCACUGCCCGACGAGGACGAGGAGCUAUAAGCCUAUUUGUAGUUAACUUAGAGCGAAAUCCGACUUGCGCGAAAACACAAACACACACACACUCAAACACAAAACCACAACACACAACACCACACCGAACAUAGAACACUGAAUCACAGGCACCGUAUGAAAAGGCGUGGCAAGAGGGAAUGAAGGAUUACGGAUUAGAGGAAGUAGCAUUAGCAGUAGUGUACUAUCCGUACACUAUUGGAUUUGCCAGCCUAUGUUCUUCGAUCGAUCGUUGGGAAAAUCUACAAACAAGCCCUUCUUAAUACGUCGAUUGUAUUUAAAUUUUAGAUCCCCAAUUCAUUAAUAAGUCGGUUAUAAUUGAUUUUUUUUUUGUUUGUUUCCUUAUACGUUGGCUCUUGGAAAAAAAGGAGUAAGUAAGUAGUAUUGUCAUUAAAGUGCUAAAGCAGCAGGCAACAGCAACUUAAUCGAAAACCAAGAGAAAUAAAUAGUCGCAGAACGUAUUUUUUUAAAACUUGCAACACCAAUGUUCUUUUCCACCCAAAAAAAAAAAGGAAGAAAAAACCAAGUUACUUCAACAAAAGUGUGAAUGUUAGAAACGAGCGAGACGGCAUGCUCGGAGCGAGCGAGAGCGCAAUAGCUGGCCAAUGAACUGAGUCCCCCCAAAGGAAAAUUAAUACUAUUGAAAAAAGAAAAGAAAGGAAAACACUGGAAACUAUGAGAAAAUAACCUAUAGACAGGCCGCCGAAUUCGCAUCCACAUGUUAUUAAUCUAAGAACUAAAGAAAUAAAAAAUAAACGUCGAAGAAAAAAAAACUAAACGAACGGAGC
Molecule: messenger RNA, 1667 nt
Organism: Drosophila melanogaster (fruit fly)
Lineage: Eukaryota; Metazoa; Arthropoda; Insecta; Diptera; Drosophilidae
Gene: Ran
Product: Ran
Exons: 2
Coding region: 220-870 (216 amino acids)
Biological process (GO): ribosomal subunit export from nucleus; nucleocytoplasmic transport; protein import into nucleus
Cellular component (GO): spindle; nucleus; nuclear envelope
Molecular function (GO): GTPase activity; GTP binding
Source: RefSeq, marked reviewed